AGCCUUCCUCCGCCUCCUCGGCUAGAGGCACAACACCUUCCACACAGGGCAGCGCAGCGCAGCGCAGCGCGCGCUGGCCGGGCCAGCUGCAUUCCCCGGGCUCUUCCUUCUCUGCCCGCGCCUCGCAGGCGGCUUGGCAGGGUGGUUAGGUGCAGGGAGGGACCCGCUCUCACUUCCUCAUUCGGCUCGCUCGCCCUGCAGCAGCAGGUUGCUGCUCUUGGGGAGCGUCUCCGCUGCCGCUGCCCGGGGAGCGGGAGCCGGGGCAGGGAGUCCCCUGUCUCUGCCUUCCCUUCCCGCGCGCGGCGGGGCGCGAGCAGCAGGUGGUGCGGAUGGGAAAAGCAGAGCCGGGAGGAGGCGCGAAGAUGAGCCGAGGCAUGAGGGUCCUCCCUGAGGAGCAAGAAGAAGUGCUAGAGGAGCUGCAGAGCCUAGGGUGGUACCACGAUAAUCUCACCCGCCAUGCAGCAGAGGCUCUUCUUCUUUCCAAUGGAUGUGAUGGAAGCUAUCUCUUAAGGAAGAGUAAUGAAAGGAAUGACUUAUAUUCUCUCUCAGUAAGAGCAAGAGAUUCUGUGAAACAUUUCCAUGUGGAAUACAUGGGGUCUUCAUUCAAGUUUGGCUUUAAUGAAUUUCCCAGCUUGAAGGAGUUAGUCAUGCAUUUUGCAAACCAGCCUUUAAUUGGAAGUGAGACAGGCACCCUAAUUGUACUGAAACAUCCGUAUCCCCGGAAAGUGGAAGAACCUUCUAUUUAUGAGUCUGUCCGAGUUCACACUGCAAUGCAGACAGGAAAAACUGAAAAUGAUCUUGUCCCAAAUGCGCCUUCGCUGGGUACAAAAGAAGGAUACUUGAUAAAACAAGGCAAAAUAGUAAAGAAUUGGAAAAUGAGGUGGUUUACAUUGCAUAGGAAUGAACUUAAAUAUUUCAAAGACCAGAUGUCCACAGAGCCAAUCCGGGCAUUAGACUUAACAGAAUGCUCAGCAGUGCAAUUUGAUUACUCACAGGAACGGGUCAACUGUUUCUGUUUAGUAUUCCCACUAAGGACAUAUUACCUGUGUGCAAAGACUGGCAUUGAAGCCGAUGAGUGGAUUAAGAUACUGCGAUGGAAAUUGUCACAAAUAAGAAAACAACAGGACCAGCGUGAUGCUACCUCUACUCUGUAGUUAUUCCUCCAAAUAAUUUCCUCACCGAGAUUCAGCCUUCAACAUUGAAUGUGUCACUUCACACAAGGGCAGUUUCAGCACAUUGCAUUACCUACAGUGUACAGCUAUGUACUUGCAUAUAUAGGAUUAAUGCUAGAUGGACACUUUCAGAAUGUGAAAUGUUAUCAAUGAAAACUGUUGCAUCCUAACAAUGCUGGUUCCCUACCCAAUCACAUAUUCUUAAUGCACAUUUAAUUCAACCACCUAUUCUGUUCACUUAUGGAUCACAAAAGUGUUCAGUAGUUGAAACUUUCGGUACAGUAGUAAAGUACUCAUGUUAGCUUCAUUAAGCUUCUGUAAUAAAUACAUAACUAACUACUAGCAACAGCUGUACUGCAAGGGUUAGCCCACAUUUGAAAUCAGCUAUAUUCUGGAAACCUUAAAUAUUUGUUUUGCAUUGUGGCUUAAGGGUUUAAAUCCUAGAGGAAAAUUAUGGCUCCAGAGUGGAUUUUUUUCAAUGUGAAACUGACUAGAGUAUAUUUUUGUAAUUAAUGUGAGUCCCUAUUACAUGGAAAAUAUAAACUUAAUAUUUUUAAAGUCCGGUGUCAAAGUGGGUGAUGAAUAAUACUUGGUUUUGAUGAAAGCUAUUAGCGUGUGGUCUGAUCCUACAUUUUGGCAGUGGUAGUUGUAACUGCGUAGAUUGCUGCUCUCUCUUGCUGUUAAAUAGACGUACCAUAUUGAAAGCAUCCUUGCUUAUACAUUGGCGUGAUAAGGGCACAGGGCAGUUGGACCCCAGCUUCUCCAUUCCCAGUACGCCCAUGAAGGAGUAGCCAUAGGUGGCCAUGGAACGAGGACAGAAUGCUCUACAGCCAGCGAAGUCCUUGGUCCCCAUUGGGUGGGUAGUGGAAUUCUAGCACAGUCGUGUGCCCUUCACUUACCCACAUGAAGAUGAUCGUUAAAUUUUAUGCAUUUCUGCUAGCAGCAUCUGCUUGUAAUGAUCUUUUCGUUGGUUAGUAUUGAGAGUUUACAAGAAGAAGCUAUUAAUUUUAGUUGAUUAGGUUUGUGUGUCUUAGGGGACAGGGGCAAGGGGAUAAGUUAUAUUCUAGAAAUGAAUUGUAAAGAAUGUGGCAGCUAUCCAAUCAAAGAAAGCAGGGAUCAUGAGUUUGUUUUUAAAUAUCAAAUUAGCUUGAAUUGUACCUGCUCAAAAAUGUUUUACAUGAGAAGGCCAUUUUAUGUUCUCCCGCCAUAUAAACUGCUGUGGCAUUUUUAAAAUAAAGCUUACACACCAACCAGUUUAAUUUUCCACAGCUGCCUUUACUGUGUGACGAGAGGCACCUGAGCCUGGAAAAACAAGAGACUCCAUUAUGAUAGAAUUCAGAGUUGUAAUUACAGGAAUAGUAUUUUGUUUUAACUUAGAUGUUCACAGUAUUUGAUUAAUGUUUUUUGUAUAGACUAAAUAUUUUAAAAUGUCUGAGUAAAUACAGUUUCACCAUACUAUUAAAAGGUACUCUUUCAAACCUUAGAUUGUGAUGCCUGUAGUCAAGGAAGUUAGCAGAAUGGUAGUUCAUAUGCAACAAAAUUUUAUACAAUAAUGAUUUCCAUCUCCUUUUUCCCCGCCCAAAGAAACUACAAGAUAACUGUAAUAGAGUAGAAAUAUUUGUUACAACCCUGUUGGUAAGCCAACAGUAGUCAUGCCUCUCUACUAACAGAUGGGAAAUCCUGUGUGAAGUCAAAUCAUCUCACAAUCAGAGCUUCUUCCCAUGAGAACAGGCCAGGUUACAGAAUAUUGGAAACAAAAUGUAGUAUACACUACCUCUCUCAAACAAGCAAACAAUGACAAACUGAAGCCAGGUUAGAAUAUAGCUUGCGGGUUUUCAAAUAGAGCUUCACACAGACAGGAUGUUACAUUGGUUGAUCAGGGGUCUACAUUGGUUGAUUAGUUUCUAGAUGGAAUUUAAAGUGUUUGCCUUAUUGUAUUAAAAAUGCAGAUGUUUUGGAUCUA
Malaclemys terrapin pileata is the source of this 3135-nucleotide messenger RNA. RefSeq names its product dual adaptor of phosphotyrosine and 3-phosphoinositides 1 (gene DAPP1). The transcript has 9 exons. Lineage: Eukaryota; Metazoa; Chordata; Testudines; Emydidae. The record is from RefSeq and is a predicted model, not a curated record. Bases 330 to 1154 code for a protein of 274 amino acids.